UAGGAUAAUUAGAUGGCAAUAUUGAUUGGAUAAAGUGCACAGUAUUCUAGCCUAUAUAUACAAGGAAAGUGUGUUAAUUGGCCACUCGUUCAUAUUCAGCUAUUGAUCAUGUGAAAUAUUUCUUUUUCCUCAAAUGUCCCAGAAACAAAGGCUCAAUUCUAACUUUGUUUGCUAUUUAAUUUUCAUUUGAUUGAGAUGUUUCGGUCUUUUGCAUGCCUUGAGUUCUUCUCGAAGCAAAUGCAUUUCUUUCCCACUGAUAAGAAGUGAACAUAGUUUUACGUUACGGGUACCGAUCAACAAUACUGCAGUUUUCACACCUUUCAGCUUUAAAGUGAAGGUAGACUUGUCUCCAAUUUACUCUAUGCAAGGUGACAAUAGACUUUUUAGUGUUGUUAACUCAGUCACUCUUCUAAUAUGUGAUGCCAUGCCCAAGUACGCGCGCGUGGUUCAUCUCACUCCGAAGCUUGAGCUCUUCCAAUUUUCUCCCAGCAAGCAACGAACCCAACAAUCUUCUCAACAAGGUGCGCUUGCUUUCAUCACGCGGCCAACUCCAGGAAGCUCUCUCACUCUUCUACAAUACACCACCCGAACUUCACUCCCGACAAACAUAUGCCAGUCUCUUCCAUGAAUGCGCUCGCCAUGGAUAUCUUCAACAAGGCCUUCAUUUGCAUCAUUUCAUGCUUGCCCAUUUUCCCAACAACACGUCCGACCUCUUUCUCGCUAACCAUCUCAUCAACAUGUACUCAAAAUGUGGCUGCUUACAUUAUGCUCAGCAAGUGUUUGAUGCAAUGCGUGAAAGGAAUGUUGUUUCUUGGACAGCGCUCGUUUCGGGGUAUGCGCAGCGCGGUAGGGGUCUGGAGUGUUUCCGUCUCUUUUCGGGCAUGUUGGUUGAGUGUCGGCCAAAUGAAUUUGCGUUUACAAGCGUGCUUAGUUCGUGUGAUUGCUUUCGUGGUAAGCAAGUGCAUGCACUCGCGUCCAAGAUGGGAUUGGACGCUUCUGUUUACGUAGCAAAUGCUCUCAUUACCAUGUAUAGCAAGAGUUAUAAGAUAGAGGAGGCCUGGACAUUGUUUAAGAGUAUGCACUAUUGGAGUCUAGUUUCUUGGAAUUCAAUGAUUGCCGGGUUUCAGUUAGCAAAGCUCGGGAUGGAAGCUAUUGGUGUUUUUGCCAAAAUGCAUGACGAGGGCAUUGGCUUUGAUCGUGCCACACUGCUCAGUGUCUUUUCUUCGCUAUGUGGAAGCAGUGGCAUUGAUGUAGAUUUGGGUCUUAAGUUUUGUUUUCAAUUGUUCUGUCUCAGUGUUAAGACUGGGUAUAUUUCUGAAGUUGAAGUGGCAACUGCAUUUAUGAAAGCUUAUUCAGAUCUUGGAGGAGACGUUUCUGAAUUUUAUCAACUCUUCUUGGAGACAACUUGCUGUCAAGAUAUCGUUUUCUGGACUAGCAUGAUCACAACAUUUGCAGAACAUGACCCAGUUGAAGCUUUUUCCCUCUACCGACAAUUGCUUCGGGAGGACUUGAUUCCAGACUGGUAUACUUUUUCAAUUGUACUAAAAGCUUCUGCAGGCUUUGUAACUGAGCACCAGGCGUCGGCAAUUCAUUCACAAGUGAUUAAAGCUGGGUUUGAGGAUGAAACGGUGCUAAAAAAUGCCUUGAUCCAUGCCUAUGCAAGAUGUGGCUCUGUUGCUUUGUCUAAGCAAGUUUUUGAAGAAAUGGGAUUUCGUGAUUUGGUGUCUUGGAACUCAAUGCUUAAGGCCUAUGGCUUGCAUGGAAAAGCUAAGGAAGCACUGCAACUCUUUCCACAAAUGGAUGUCAAACCUGAUACUGCUACCUUUGUUGCUCUUCUUUCAGCUUGCAGUCAUUCUGGACUGGUGGAAGAAGGGAUCAGAAUCUUCGACUCCAUGUUCAAGAAUCAUGGCAUUAUUCCUCAAUUAGAUCACUACGCUUGCAUGGUAGACAUCCUUGGACGAGCAGGGCGAAUCAUUGAGGCUGAGGAGCUUAUAAGUAGAAUGCCUAUGGAGCCUGAUUCUGUGGUUUGGAGUGCUCUACUUGGGUCAUGUAGGAAGCAUGGUGAAACCCGGUUGGCCAAAAUUGCUGCACGUAAACUGAAGAAGAUGGAGCCUAAAAAUUCAUUAGGUUAUGUACAAAUCUCAAAUAUAUAUAGUUCAGGUGGCAGUUUCAAUGAAGCAGGAACAAUUAGAAAAGAAAUGAAUGGGUCAGGAGUUAAAAAGGAACCUGGUCUAAGCUGGAUUGAGGUUGGAAACCAGGUGCAUGAGUUUGCCUCUGGAGGCAGACAUCAUCCUCAAAGAGAGGCUAUAUGCACCAGGCUUGAGGGAUUGAUUGGACGGUUAAAGGAGAUUGGUUAUGUACCAGAAAUAAGCUUGGCCUUGCAGGACAUAGAGGAGGAGCACAAACAGGAGCAAUUAUUCCACCACAGUGAGAAGAUGGCAUUGGUAUUUGCCAUAAUGAAUGAAGGGAAUUUGCAUUGCCGGGGGAGUGUGAUAAGGAUUAUGAAGAACAUCCGAAUUUGUGUUGACUGCCAUAACUUCAUGAAGUUAGCGUCAGAACUUGUUCAAAAAGAGAUUAUUGUCAGGGAUUCAAAUCGUUUCCACCACUUUAAAAAUAAUGUCUGCUCUUGUAAUGAUUAUUGGUGACAAACUAGCACUAGGCGAUUAAACGCACCUGCCUGGGUUCAGUUUUUCACCCUGCAUGUUUGUCACUCUGUGGAAGCAUUAAACUGCACUGCAGUGGCAGAUUGAGUUGAAACCAAAGGAUGCAUGCUAGAAAACCGGUCUUCUGAAACGGGGAGUACGAUU
This is a messenger RNA of Theobroma umbraticum, 2807 nucleotides long. RefSeq names its product Tetratricopeptide repeat (TPR)-like superfamily protein. Gene Ontology annotation, molecular function: RNA binding; protein binding; zinc ion binding. Lineage: Eukaryota; Viridiplantae; Streptophyta; Magnoliopsida; Malvales; Malvaceae. The record is from RefSeq and is a predicted model, not a curated record. Gene Ontology annotation, biological process: RNA modification.